AUGCUAGUAGUUGAGGCUACUGAUUUCUUUAUAAAUCCUAAAGUAACUGUUAUAAUUCAGAAUGAUAUUGAUCCACACCCAAUCCCCUUAGAUCUCACUGUCCAUUGCAAAUCUAAAGAUGAUGAUCUUGGAUUUCACACACUCGCAUUUGCAGGAACUUACUCGUUUCGAUUUAGACCAUUAGUGUUUCCAAGUUGGGCUUUCACUAUAUUCUUUUGUAGUUUUACAUGGAAAGGAAGCCCUUAUCUUCACUAUCUUGACAUUUACGAUGAAGCCAUGGAUAACUGCAAAAUUUGUGGUUGGAAAAUAAAUAAAAAUGGUGGUUGUAGGCUUUAUAAAGGAUCGUAUAAGGAUUGUCAAGAAUGGAAAAGCGUUCAACUAAUGGAUGGGAAUAGUACUUCUAAGAUGUAA
Molecule: messenger RNA, 411 nt
Organism: Vicia villosa (hairy vetch)
Lineage: Eukaryota; Viridiplantae; Streptophyta; Magnoliopsida; Fabales; Fabaceae
Product: S-protein homolog 5-like
Exons: 1
Coding region: 1-411 (136 amino acids)
Source: RefSeq, a predicted model, not a curated record